GGACAGAAGUGUUUCCUGUUAGCAAGAUGACAGCCGAUAUUUUAAAAUGACAGCAGUUAAAUAGUUUUAGGGAUGGGGCUCUUUGGUCCUGCGGAGCUGGUCUCAGGUCUGUGUCGUACAGACGAGCAGAACCCCUUCCCCGUGUUUCAGGAUGGAAACAUCAGCCCCUGCUUCAACCAACUGGUCUUGGGAGCGCUGCCUCAUGCAGGGAUGGCCAUUUUCAGCGCCUGCUACCUCAGCAUGCAGAGACACGCCCCCCCUCAGACGCCGGCUCCCUGCAGCUGGACCCUACGGUGUUUCUCUGCUCUUCUGGUGGCGCUUCUCUUCUCUUCAGAUCUGCUCCUGGUGGUCCUCCUGCAGCGGGACCUCCUCCUCUUGGACCUCCUCUCUGACGGCUGCUCCAUCCUGGCCUGGCUGGUGCACUUCAGUGCCCUGAUGGUGCUCCAGAGGACCUCUUUCAGGAGAACCAGAGGACCUCCACUGCUGCUCCUGCUGGUCCUUCUCUCCAUCCCAAACCUGGUCGUCACCUUGAUCAAUUCCUGUGACAAUCGGGAGUAUCUAAACCUCUCGGAGCCUCUUGUAUUUGCACGUUUUGUUCUCGUUUCCGCCCGGACGCUGCCUCUUCUGGUUUAUCUUUUGGCGUUUGCUUUCCCCUGCAUCAGUGAGGCUGGAUACUCUUUGAAUAUCAACGCUGACGAUGGAUCCCCUCUCAUCACGGAGGAUAACGAGCAGGAUACGGGUGAGUUGGGUUUUUCUACGAUCUAA
This is a messenger RNA of Notothenia coriiceps (black rockcod), 765 nucleotides long. Its product is annotated as multidrug resistance-associated protein 7-like. The coding region runs from base 73 to 765 and encodes 230 amino acids. The transcript has 3 exons. The record is from RefSeq and is a predicted model, not a curated record. NCBI's taxonomy places the organism in Eukaryota, Metazoa, Chordata, Actinopteri, Perciformes, Nototheniidae.